Molecule: messenger RNA, 1215 nt
Organism: Leptomonas pyrrhocoris
Lineage: Eukaryota; Euglenozoa; Kinetoplastea; Trypanosomatida; Trypanosomatidae
Exons: 1
Coding region: 439-1215 (258 amino acids)
Source: RefSeq, a predicted model, not a curated record
AGACGGACCUGACCUCGCAGUAAAAGGCCUAAGCUUUCUAAAAAGAAAAAGGUCUUGUAUGACGCACUAGUCGCUGUGCUUUUUCAACUGACGUAUUUAGGCGUCAGCAUCUCAACAAUAAAGUACCACUAUACCGUGUAUUACCGCGCGUAUUUCGUUAACAUCAUCAUCAUCGCCGCCGCCUUGUGGGUACUCUCCCACUCGCCAUCUUUCGAAAAGGGAAAGUGGAGGAGAGAAGACGUCGUCAUCCGCAACGGAAGUUAUUGGGAAUUGCAUUUCUGCCCUCUGCGUCAUCGUCGUCGUUUUCUGCUGGUGCCGCCUCAAAAAAGAAAAAGUAAAGAAAAAACUUGUGUGAUGCUCCUUAUGAUACAGUAGUACUGUUAUCAUGUAGCGUCUACGGAGCUCACUAACCCGCUCAUCACCACCACCAACUCCUCGAUGGAGUACUCCCUCUUCGCCCUCCUCGCUAUUCUCCUCGUCAUCCCUGUUGUGCUCCUUGUCAUUUACUUACGCGGUCGGGCGGAGCGACGGUCCCGCCGCGACAACCGCCGCCGCCUGAACGAUCUCGUUGAGUUCUAUCGGGCACGUCGGGCACAGCAGUGGGCCGCGCUGUCCGCCGAUGGCGUGCCGGGCAUUGUCCUGCGGAACGCAGUGGACGCAUCGGUAGAUCCGCUGCGUCGCGCCCCUCCGUCGACCUUUGCGGAGGCCGCGCCAGGAAAUUGGAGUGGCGUGAGCGGAGGAAGCUACGAGGGAGAUGCUACCAACAUGAAUAAUAUCGGACAAGAUUCUCGUGGAGAGGCGUUGGAGGCGGGUACGCCGCCGCCGUUGCAGCAGCAGCAGCGACGUGCCUCGCCGUCUCCGUCGAUGCAACAGUCUGUGGAGGUGCACGUACCCUACGGUGGCGGCGAUGCCCGCGGAAGACGUGCAGGUGAUCGGAGCAACAACGACCGCCCCACGGAAGAGGAAGACGAGAAUCAUGUUAGCGGUGUGAUGGGCAAACUACUGGCAAUGGAGAGCGAUGCCGCUGAUGCGAUGCCGACCAUCGUGGAGUACGGCGAGGCGGCCUAUCUUCCUCGCUCUUUGUCCAACAAGAGUAGUCGACAACUUUCGGUCUCCUCGGUGUUCGUGGAGAGUGAAUGCGCCGUGGAGUCUGCGUGUGAUUCGCACCGUCCCUUGACGCCGUCUGAAGAUCACGUCGGGCUCUGCAAAAGCUAA